GGGCACUCAUCCUGCUCAAAGUUCACGAAGUUAUAGGUGCGCCUGGUCAGCGGCGAGGUGUAAGCCAGAUUCUUGUACAGCGGUGCUGUGGGAAGCACCACUCGAGGCAACCUCUUUCUGAAUCCCCCAACUCUCCGGUUGCCUUCACCAAGAUGCCUACUGAACAGGCCACGAUCCACCCGCUGGUGCAAAUGUUUAUUGAUCUCACUGCUGGAGCAGCAGGGGGUGUGGCGUGUGUGGUCAGUGGGCAGCCCUUUGACACCAUCAAGGUGAAGAUGCAAACCUUCCCAAGCAUGUACCGCGGCUUCUUUGACUGUUCGGUCAAGACCUACCAUCAGGAGGGGAUGUAUGGGCUCUACCAGGGCACCACCCCAGCCUUGCUGGCCAACGUCGCUGAGAACGCUGUGCUCUUUGCCUGUUACGGGUUCUGCCAGCAGCUAGUGAGGCAUCUCUUUGGACUGGGAAAUGUUCUAGAGCUCAGCGACUUGCACAGUGCCAUUGCUGGCUCAUUCUCUUCUGUCUUCUCCUCCAUGGUUCUGUGCCCCACGGAGCUGGUGAAGUGCCGGAUGCAGGCUCUUCAUGAGAUGAAGGUCACGGGGCAGACGGCUCUGUCAAGACGCAGCUCCACCUGGGCCGUGGUGAAAGCCAUCUUCCAGUCUGAGGGCCCCCUGGGUUUCUUCCAGGGUCUGACCAGUACGUGGCUGAGGGAGGUCCCUGGCUAUUUCUUCUUCUUCGGGGGCUACGAGAUCAGCCGAAGCUUCUUUCUCCAGGCCGGACAGUCAAAGGAGGAGCUGGGUGCUCUCCCAGUGACUGUCAGUGGCGGCAUUGGUGGUGCUGCUUUCUGGCUGGCCGUCUACCCCAUUGACUCGGUCAAGUCCCGGAUUCAGGUGCUUUCCAUGGCUGGGCGGCAAGAUGGCUUCCUGCUUUCCUUCCUGCACAUCCUGCGGACAGAAGGGUUUAUGACCCUCUAUUGUGGACUGAUGCCCACCGUCCUCCGUGCACUGCCCUCCAACGGUGCCCUCUUCCUUGCCUAUGAAUUGACCCAGAAAAGGCUGGCCAGUCUGGUCACGAGGGAGACCUGAGAUCCCAGUGGAGAAAAAGGACUUUCAUGCAGGAUGGAAAAGUCUGGGCUUCUCCCUUGAACUGGGCUGCUAUGGUCUAUCCGCUCUAUCCUACGCCAAGGGAUCUCAGAGGGCACCCUGGCCCAAGAGAGCAGCAGGUCUUGCUGGAUUUCAGGGUGUCUGUCAGUGGGGCAGGCAUGGGGGGGCAGAUGCUCCAAAGACCUGCAGUGCAGACUGGUGCUUCCCUGAAACUGGACAUUUUGGGGGAAUUGUUGGAAUUGCUUUGAGAUUAUUUGAA
Molecule: messenger RNA, 1359 nt
Organism: Hemicordylus capensis (graceful crag lizard)
Lineage: Eukaryota; Metazoa; Chordata; Lepidosauria; Squamata; Cordylidae
Product: mitochondrial ornithine transporter 1-like
Exons: 7
Coding region: 153-1082 (309 amino acids)
Biological process (GO): mitochondrial L-ornithine transmembrane transport
Molecular function (GO): L-ornithine transmembrane transporter activity
Source: RefSeq, a predicted model, not a curated record